Molecule: messenger RNA, 1350 nt
Organism: Belonocnema kinseyi
Lineage: Eukaryota; Metazoa; Arthropoda; Insecta; Hymenoptera; Cynipidae
Product: prostatic acid phosphatase-like
Exons: 7
Coding region: 89-1288 (399 amino acids)
Biological process (GO): dephosphorylation
Molecular function (GO): phosphatase activity
Source: RefSeq, a predicted model, not a curated record
GUAUUCGCCAACCUCGUGGCUCGUAAGCUUGUGAAAAGCAAACUUUAAUCGAAAACAGCAAAAAAGUUUUGCUUUUCCAGCCACCAGGAUGGCGCAAUCCAAACUUUAUUUCAUCGGUUUGGCUACAAUUUGCACCUCUAUUAUUGCUGUCUCAGGAUCGCGAAUCGUACGUGAUGUUUCAAAGGAAAAAGAAGAUAAUUCUUUAGAUACAAAUUCUGACACUUUGAGAUUUGUUAUUUUGGCUCUUCGACAUGGAGAUAGAACACCACAGGACACUUAUCCAAAUGAUCCUUAUAUUAACGAUAAAUUUGAGCCUUAUGGUUGGGGACAAUUAACCAAUAAAGGAAGAUUAAAUCAGUAUAACCAGGGUGUUUAUCUUCGGCAAAGAUAUGGUAAAUUUUUAGGAAGUAGAUACAGUCCUGAAAUAUUUUGGCUGCAAAGUACGGCCGUGGAUCGGGCAAAAAUGUCUGCAUUAUUGGUGGCUGCGGGUCUUUGGAAACCAGACGAUAAACAGACUUUUAAAACUGACUUGCCAUGGCAGCCAGUGGCCUUGCAUUACCAACAGGACAAUGACACGCUACUUUUGAUCUGGUCAAGCUGCGCAGAUUACCCACGCCUCCACAAAUUGGUCGAGGAUUCAAAGCAAAUAAAAGAGAUUGAGGCAAAAAACCAAAAACUCUUUGAGGAUUUGAGUAAGCACACGGGAAUGAAAAUCGCAAAUUCAGACGAUGUUUUUUCUCUACUUGGAACUUUAGAGGCAGAGGAAAAUAUGGGGCUAAAGCUCCCAGAAUGGACGCAUGAAAUUUAUCCAGAUAAAUUAAUCGAACUGAGUAAACUCAGUCUGCAAAUGACUGUUUACAACGAAAAAAUGAGAAAAAUGAAGGCAGGCCCUUUCGUUACAAAAAUUGCGAAUGCAAUGAAGGACAAGUCGGAGGGAAAAUUGAAACCAGCCGAGAGAAAAAUGGUGAUGUAUGUCGGACACGAUUCCACAAUUGUCACUUUACUCGCUGGAUUAAAUGUUUGGGAAGACCGACAAAUUCCUGGAUACAGUAAUAUGGUCAUGAUUGAACUUCACGAGGACAAAAGUGGAUGGAACGUUCAAGUAUUUUUAAAAAAUUCGACAACAGAGGCGCCACAUCCUCUGAAAAUUCCGGGUUGCGAUUUCGCCUGCCCUCUAGAAAAAUUCCUAACUUUAAUGAAACCGAUGAUCCUAACUUCAGAGGAAUGGUCGGAAGAAUGCAGAUUGAAAGAUCCUAGCUACGUCAGUGGCAAAGUACCACCACCUUGAAAAUUAGGCAUUAAAAAACCGAAAAUACUAAUUAAAAAAAAAAAAAAAAGAAAGAAAAGUAA